Messenger RNA from Coccinella septempunctata (seven-spotted ladybird), 1155 nucleotides. Its product is annotated as box C/D snoRNA protein 1-like. The coding region runs from base 219 to 1100 and encodes 293 amino acids. NCBI's taxonomy places the organism in Eukaryota, Metazoa, Arthropoda, Insecta, Coleoptera, Coccinellidae. The transcript is spliced from 4 exons. Gene Ontology annotation, cellular component: pre-snoRNP complex; nucleus. Gene Ontology annotation, biological process: snoRNA localization; box C/D snoRNP assembly; maturation of LSU-rRNA from tricistronic rRNA transcript (SSU-rRNA, 5.8S rRNA, LSU-rRNA). The record is from RefSeq and is a predicted model, not a curated record.
UGUUGAGUUUGAGUAAUUAGAAACAGUGCGAUAAAUAUAGAUAAAUAGAUAUAAUUAUUGAUUUAAAUUAAGGGUGUUUCGACUAUUUUUCAGGGCCCUGAAAAAUACAAACGACUAGUAUCCUAUAACUUCAAUAAAUAGAUAUAUAUAUAACAGUUGUGUUCACCCAAAGAUAUUACAUUUUGAAUUCACCCAACUCUCCUUGGACAUAAAAAAUUAUGGAUUCCCUUAGUAUGUCGAGAAGCAUGUCAGAACAGUCAGAAGAACUACUCAAUACAUCCAGAUUGGGCAAUUGCGAUGUAUGCAACACAUCUAGAGCCAAGUAUGUAUGCCCCCGUUGCGAAUGCAAAACUUGCUGUCUAGAAUGUAACAAAAUCCAUAAAAAAGAAUUGGAAUGCACAGGAGAAAGAGAUAAGACGAAAUACGUGCCUCUGAAGAAUGAAAACAGAAACACAAAUCUGGUUCUGUUAAGUGACUAUCGGUUAUUGGAAGAAGUCACCAGAAAAACAGAAAACUUCCACAAAGCUGCAAAGCCCUACUAUUAUAGAUCACGAAAUAAAUUGAAAAAAUUGGAACUUGCAGCAAUGGCUAGGAGCAUAAAAUUGAAAUUUUACCCGCCUGUGUUUGAGCGAAAUAAAAACAAUACGACAUCAUUUGACUAUAAGCAAAAUUUGAUAUAUUGGCAUAUGGAUUGUUUUUUUGUCAAUGCAGAAAACUUGAAAUUUUCCAGUGAGCAAGUAUCUGAAAUGGAAAAAUUGUCGUCUGUUAUUGAGAAACAUUUAUCAACAAAUGAUGAAGCCCUUUCGAAAAAGUUAUUGAUUUAUCAAGCAGCUGGGCAUUCUGGAAUUAAAAUUUUACUCAGAGCUGAAAAUAAAGCUGGAUCCAAAUUUUAUGAGGUGAAUCUUAGCGACACUUUGAGGGAAUGCCUUAAAAACAAAUCAAUCAUCGAAUAUCCAAUAUUUUAUAUUAUUUUAGCGGAUCAUAAAUAUGGAUUCGAUGUAAUUGAUUCAGAAGGUGAUGAAACAGUAGGAAAUUCAAACUCUAACCGAGCUCCAAACCUUUGUCAAACAACAUCACACCACUGGCUUGGUCUGGGCUAAAAAGGGAUCUGCCCCACCACCACCACCACCUGGAUGUCCGCCGCCACCACCUCCA